This is a messenger RNA of Candoia aspera, 1352 nucleotides long. RefSeq names its product ring finger protein 224 (gene RNF224). The transcript has 4 exons. Bases 1 to 1020 code for a protein of 339 amino acids. The record is from RefSeq and is a predicted model, not a curated record. Lineage: Eukaryota; Metazoa; Chordata; Lepidosauria; Squamata; Candoiidae.
AUGGGCAGCGGAGGAGGAGGGUCUCAGCCGGGAUUUGGUGAAGAGGAGCAAGAAACAAAGGGAAGGGGGAAGAUGUUGCCCUGGCUGCUGCCUGAGAGCUGCCUGCCUGGCUUCCCGGGGCCUGGAAAGUGGCUCCCGCUCUACGCCAAGGAGGAGAUGCCAACGUCAUUGUGGAGGCCGACUGGGCAGUGCACCCUGCUGGCUCAUGAUAAAGAAUGUGGAGGAGCAAUGAGGGGACUGGCAUGGCAUUUGAUUCCCGCAUCUGGGGGUCCUACCGGGGCCCUGAGGCCGCUGCUCACAUUGCCCAGGGCCAGGGGAGAUGAGGCCUCUUUAGCUCCUGCUCGUGGCGAGGGCAGGGCAUGGGAGAAGCCUCUGAGGGAGCCACGGAAGCCCUCGUUCCAGCACUCAAAGAGCAGUGGGCACAGCAGGCCGUCCACGGACCAACCGGAGCCACAGUCCAAGAUCUGGUCUGCAUCCGGCGUUGAAUGGCCCUUCUCUUUGGUUCUUCCCUCUAGGGUUCCUCUGACUUCAGGGCCUGAGAGCUGGGAGGCUGCCAAGCCUGGCCUGGGGGCUGCGGCCCAUCGUCCCAGCAGCCCCAAGAUUGACUGUGUCAUCUGUUACUGCUGCUAUGACCUCUCUGCCCACCUCCCUCGCCGCCUCUACUGUGGCCACACGUUUUGUCAGGCCUGCAUCCGGCGCCUGAAUGUGGUGGCCAACGAACAGUGGUGGAUCCCGUGCCCCCAGUGCCGCCAAAACACCCCCACCCCGCGUGGAGGGGUGACAAUGCUUGAUUUGGACCUCGCAGCCUUCCUAGUGGUCAAGUCUGAGAAGGAUGCUCCGCGGCCGGGAGGUAGACCGCAUCCGGAGCUGUUCCCCAAGGAGAAGCCGGUCAUCACGGAGCAGCCGGCGGGCUCGCGCCAGGAAAUCCUGCCUGAGCCCCAGCCCUGUUUUCCCCAGAACGGCUGCUGCCGCUGCGAGCCCCCUUUUUGCUGUGGGACCACAGCGGCUUUUCAGAGCUGAAUUAGGCUUCUGCCUGUGUGGUGCAGCGUCUCGUAACAGAGAGGUGACGCGUUUGUCCGUGGCUGAACUUGAAAUUCCAGAGUUUUCUGAAAAUGUUUCCGUCUUUGCUGCAUCUUGCGGGACUUCCCCGCUGUGAUGGUUUUCUAGCACAGUCUCCUGACCAGCUCCGAGCUGUGUCUAAACCCACCAGGCCCAAAUCCUGCGCCAGCUCCUCAGUGCUUGCUUGGCGAUGGCAAGUUGGGCAUUGCUAUAGACUGUAGCCGGCUGGUCCUGCUCCAGAGCUGCAUUCUUAGCACGGUGUCAUGUUUUUCUCAGUCACGCCUCCCGGACUU